Hemibagrus wyckioides is the source of this 3178-nucleotide messenger RNA. Its product is annotated as BOLA class I histocompatibility antigen, alpha chain BL3-7-like. Lineage: Eukaryota; Metazoa; Chordata; Actinopteri; Siluriformes; Bagridae. The transcript has 7 exons. Gene Ontology annotation, biological process: immune response. Gene Ontology annotation, cellular component: external side of plasma membrane. The record is from RefSeq and is a predicted model, not a curated record. Bases 1148 to 1663 code for a protein of 171 amino acids.
AAGACAUUAUUGUGUGUUGUAGUGGAUCAGAUGUGACACUGUGAGAUGUCUCGCUGCAGCGCAGUUAAGAAAGCUCUGAUUUUCUUCACAUUUUCUCUUCAUCUUUCAUCAGCUGUAUGGUUUUCUGUAUUUACUCUAUAAAUCUUUACUAUAUUUAUUUACUCUGUAAUAUUAAAGUAUUUCCACUCGCGCCUCGCGCUGCAUGCGAUCAUCGCCGCACUUCAGCGCCUACUUCCGGGUUGUUGUGCGUUUCUUUACGUUGCCACGUGUGUUUUGUUUUCAUGGUCAAGUAUGUCUUGUCUUUUCCCGUGUCUGGUCAUUGGUUGCCUUCCGCCUGUGUCCUAUUAUCCGCUUGAUUGAUUUGUAUAUUGAAAUUCUUUAUUCGCUGCUAAGAUUUAUUUCCCCCUCAAAAUUAGAAUUACCCCUAAUAUUUUUAUUUGUUGAUAGCCUACCUCGAUCUGUGUGCUAUUCACGAGUUCGAUUCACUUUAUGGAUUUGUUUCAAAUACUCUUCAAAUAAGAUAUAAGACUUAACUGCAUCUGUAUCCGUCUCCUCUUCUAACACUUUUUCUGUUAUUCUUGUCAUUUCUGUCUCAUUUUAUCACAUAACUAAUUGGUUAAUUUUUGUUUACACCAAUCAGCCUUAAUAUUAAAACCACCUGUCUAAUAUUGUAUAUAUUCCACUUGGGCCACCAAAAUAAGUCAUUGGGACCUGAACUCCACAAGACCUCAGAUGUGCUGUGGUACCUAGUGAUGUAGUGUUAAUGUGUGUUUUUACUCUUUUACAGUCACACACACGCUUCAGUAUUUCUACACUGCAGUUACAGGAAUAAAUUUCCCAGAAUUCACUCUGGUGGGUCAGGUGGAUGGAGGACAGUUUGUGUAUUAUCCUCCUACAACCUGGCGCCCUCAUUAGAGGACAUCACGUUUUUGGUUGUGUGCAUCAUAAUACUUCAUUCUUUGUAACUGGAACCUGUUGUACAGAAAAGAAGUGGCUUCAUUUUAAACGGUAAUAUCUGGUCAUUAUAUUUAUUGGUUCCUCCUAACCCCAAAUAGGUAGAAGAAAUCUAAAAUGCAAGCUCAGGUCUUAGGAGGUUAUGGCAGUAACAUCAGGAAAAUGAUCCCAGAGACAGAGUGGAUACAGAAGAAUGUGGGAGAAGAGACACGAGUGUCAGUUUAUUCAGGAGAUCUACAAAGUCCAUGUGGCUACAGUAAUGCAGAAUUUUAAUCAGACUAAAGAUCCUCCUACAGCAUCAGUGAUCCAGAAACACUCACCUUCUCCAGAGGUGGUGUGUCACGCUACAGGUUUCUUCCCCAAAGAGGUGAUGAUCUCCUGGAGGAAGGACGGAGAGGACGUGAACGAGGACGUGGAGCUCAGAGAGACGUUACCCAACCAGGAUGGAAGCUUCCAGAAGAGAAGCAUUCUGAAAGUCCCAGCUGAGGAUCUGCAGAAACACACCUACACCUGCGUGAUUCAGCACAGCAGCUUGAAGGAGGAGUUAGUGCUAGAAGUACCAAAAGGUGGAGGACUGAUGCCUAUCAUCGUUGGUGUUCUCGUGGCUCUCAUUGUUCUCGUUGCCGUUGUUGCUGGAAUUAUGGUCUGGAAGAGGAAGAACUCUGACUUCAGACCUGUUCCACCCGAACCCUGUAAUAAACCUUUCUGAUCCAUAAACCAUGUUUAAAACCACUAUAUUAUUUAUUAGCAGGGUUUUAUCCACUUUGUGAUGGAUUUGAAUAUUUUACACCCCCUGAAGGACAUUCUUCCACCAACAACACUUAAAGCAUGACUGUGUUUCCUCCUGACAUGACAUGAGGUCCAGCAAAGCCUGUGGGAAGAAGCUCCUCCUCCACCAUGAUGUUGAUGUGACAGAAUCAUGACAGAUCCUGUGUGAGGUUGGACAGGUUUUCCCACUCAUACUGCUUGUGGUCUGUCUCUCACGUAGCUGGAGAUCCACGGGCAGAGAGACAGGCUCAGUUCCAGGAUCUCCAAUUUAGAGGCUCCUACACUGAACAGCCAGAGGUCACAGAAAGCUGUAGAUUAAACUGUCAUCCCCAGUGUCACUGCAAAGCUGAAAGAGGAUCAGGAGUCUGACUCUGUAAAUUACGCUGCUCACUAAUAAGAAAACCAAGAGGACAAUGAGACACUGUGAAAUGGAGGACCCACAUGUAUUAUAUUCAUCUGUUAGAUAUUAGCCAGUGUUACAUUUUUAUAUAAUACCAUAUAGCAUUUUUUUUCAAUUGCGUUCAAGUAUCAAAUGUUGUAAAGUUUUUUCAAGACCUUACAAGUACUCCUUACAAAUCUAAAUUGAAAUACCUGACCAAAUCCAAAUCUGUAUUACAACUCGACUAGUCAUUGACCAUUUGAGGACUUUGAGGCUGUUAAUCUUAUUUGUUUUUAUACAUUAACAUUAUUUUAAUUAAAAAAAAAAUUAUAGAAAAACUAUGUACAGUAUACAAUAAAAUAGACAAGGCUGAUUUGGCUGGGGUUUGUUUUAAAUUUUAAAUAAUUUUAAAUUCUAGUACAGAUUUUUGGUACACAAAUUUCUGUUACCAGCCUGAAGUUUAUAUUGUUGUGUUUUUCUUAUAAAACAGUAAUAUGUCAAAAAAAUUAAAGUUUUUCUUUUAUUAAUUCGUGAAUGUUGUGAAUAGUUUCAGCAAGACAUCGUGGUUCAGUCCAACAAUAAGGUCCAGUGUGGGUGUAACUGGGGUUUGAGUGGUCUGCCUGCAAAAGUACCAUGCUCUUGUUUAUCACAUGUAGCAUUGGAACUACAAAACUGUUUUGCACAACAAAUCCAUACAUUUUCAGUAGUGAUUAUAACCUGGAGCCUAUACCUGGGGUGGGGGGGCAAUCAUACACACACUCAUACACAUUAUAGACAAUCAAAGAUGCCAAUCAGCCUACAAUGCUUGUCUCCAGAAACCAGAGUACCUGGAGGAAACCACUGAAGCAUGGGGAGUACAUCUGUGCACAUAGGGAGGAGGUGGGAUUCUAACCCCAAACCCCAGAGGCAAAUGUGGUCAAAGGCAAUUGUGCUACCCCCUGCAGAAAAAAUGUACAUUUUAAAUAUGAUUAAGUGUUAGAAGAAAAAAACUGAACAUAUUAAACUAAAGAUGGCACUGAUCUGAUACCCAGGUUUAAGACUGGGCUGAUACCAACAGGAAAAUGUGUCAUAUAUUAG